AUGUGUCUGGCCCAGCUGUUCCUUCAGUCGGGCUCCGAAUACGACUGCAUCAGCGCUCUGGGAGAGCUGGGGCUUGUGGAGUUCAGAGACCUGAAUCCCAGCGUCAGCUCGUUCCAGAGACGCUUUGUCAGCGAAAUCAAGAGAUGCGACGAGAUGGAGAGGAUUCUGGGUUUCCUCCUGACUGAAAUCCAAAAAGCCAAAAUGUCAGUCCCAGAAGAAGACGAGGUUCCUGUAGCUCCGCCUCCGAGACACGUGCUGGAGAUCAUGGAGCAGCUGCAGAGGCUGGAGAUGGAGCUCAGUGAAGUGGCCAAGAACAAAGAGAAGCUUCAGAGGAACCUGCAGGAGCUCACAGAGUACACACACAUGCUGAGGAUCACACACAGCUUCGUCCACAGCCGCACACGCUACGAGGCUCUUGGUCCUCAGUAUGAAGAGUUCCCUGCUCUGGAGACCGACUCCGGACCGAGUGCCACGGGGAUGCAGAGGCUUGGCGCCAAACUCGGGUUUGUGUCGGGGCUGAUCCAGAGAGUGAAGGUGGAGGCCUUUGAGCGGAUGCUGUGGAGAGUGUGUAAAGGUUACACCAUCCUGAGCUACAGCGACGAAAGGCUGACGGACUGCGACACGGUGGACAUCAGUGACAGUGUGGUGUUUCUGAUCUCGUUCUGGGGGGAUCAGCUCGGGCAGAAGGUGCAGAAGAUUUGUGAUUGUUACCGCUGCCAUCUUUACCCACAUCCUGAGACCGACGCCGAGCGAGCCGACGUGCUGGACAGCCUCAGGACGCGGAUACAAGACCUCAACAACGUCUUACACCGCACCGAGGACUACCUGAGGCAGGUUCUGCAGAAGGCCUCAGAGUCGGUCUUCUCGUGGGUCGUUCAGGUCAAAAAGAUGAAGGCCAUUUACCACAUCCUGAACCUCUGCAGCUUCGACGUCACCAACAAAUGUCUGAUUGCGGAGGUGUGGUGUCCCGUCCAAGACCUACAGGCUCUCCGGCUGGGGCUGGAGGAGGGAUCGAGAAAAGGCGACGCCACAGUCCCGUCCUUUGUGAACCGCAUCCCGAGUUCUGAGACUCCUCCCACUCUGGUCAGAACCAACAAGUUCACCUCUGGGUUCCAGAGCAUCGUGGAGGCGUACGGGGUCGGAGACUACCGCGAGGUAAGCCCAGCUCCCUACACCAUGGUCACGUUCCCGUUCCUGUUCGCGGUGAUGUUCGGAGACCUGGGCCACGGUUUCGUCAUGACGCUAUUUGCUCUGUGGAUGGUGCUCACGGAGACGUCACAGAAAAAGAAACGCUGCAGGAACGAGAUCUGGGAGACCUUCUUUAGCGGGCGCUACAUCCUGCUGCUGAUGGGGCUGUUCUCCAUGUACACAGGGCUCAUCUACAACGACUGCUUCUCCAAGUCUCUGAACGUCUUUGGAUCCAGCUGGAACCUCUCCCCCAUGUUCUCCAACCACAUCUGGACGAACAAAACUCUGCAGACGAACGCUUUGCUGAUGUUGGACCCAAACGUGAGCGGUGUCUUCAGGGGUCCAUACCCUCUGGGCAUCGACCCUAUCUGGAAUCUUGCCGUGAAUCGUCUUUCGUUCCUGAACUCGUACAAGAUGAAGAUGUCUGUGAUCCUCGGAGUGAUGCACAUGACGUUUGGAGUCGUGUUGAGUGUUUUCAACCAUCUACACUUUGGUCGGCGCUAUGAUGUGCUCCUGCUGUUCCUGCCCGAGCUGCUUUUCCUGGUCUCUCUGUUUGGAUAUCUGGUCUUCAUGAUCGUCUUCAAGUGGAUCGCCUUCAGCGCUCGUGACUCCAGCGGCGCCCCCAGCAUCCUCAUCCACUUCAUCAACAUGUUCGUGAUGCAGGGAAAGGACAUGGCCCCCCUGUUCCCCGGCCAGAGCGGGCUGCAGAUCUUCUUGGUCCUCGUGGCCAUGCUGUCAGUGCCGGUGCUGCUGUUUGGGAAACCACUGCAUCUGUACUGGCUGUACCGCGGCAGCAAAGGCCUGCACCGGCGCCGAGGUUAUGAGCGGGUGAGGAGGGUGAGUGAGGAUGACUCUUCAGCUCCGACGUACGAUGAAGAGGAUGAAGAGGAAGGAGCCGAGGAACUGUGCCGAAGAGACCCCCUUCCAAAACAGUUGGACAUGGCUGACUGCCUCCUGCAUCAGUCCAUCCACACCAUAGAGUUCUGUCUCGGCUGCAUCUCUAACACGGCGUCGUACCUGCGCCUCUGGGCUCUAAGUUUAGCUCAUGCACAGCUGUCGGAGGUCCUCUGGGCGAUGGUCUUGCGUCUGGGAUUUGAUGGUUCCUCCCGGUUGGGUGUGCUGGUCCUGGUGCCGGUGUUUGGCCUCUUCGUCGUCCUCACAGUCUCCAUCCUCCUCAUCAUGGAAGGACUGUCUGCUUUCCUUCACGCUCUACGUCUGCACUGGGUCGAGUUCCAGAACAAGUUCUAUCGUGGGACGGGUGUGAAGUUUGUGCCGUUUGACUUCAGUCUGCUCCCUGCGCCAUUUGAACUGAACGGGUCACAGUCCGGGGACCGCGUCAUAGAGGAGCCUCUGCACCGGGAAGGACCGGAGAGCCGUCCUCCUCCUCUCCAGGGAUCGCUGAGGUCCAGGCUGCUGUUUACUCCCAGACUGCUGAGGAGGUGA
This is a messenger RNA of Knipowitschia caucasica, 2631 nucleotides long. Lineage: Eukaryota; Metazoa; Chordata; Actinopteri; Gobiiformes; Gobiidae. The record is from the annotation of a GenBank genome assembly.